Molecule: messenger RNA, 2110 nt
Organism: Misgurnus anguillicaudatus (oriental weatherfish)
Lineage: Eukaryota; Metazoa; Chordata; Actinopteri; Cypriniformes; Cobitidae
Source: RefSeq, a predicted model, not a curated record
CAUUAACACUGAAUCAAUGCUUAAAUACAAGAGUACACAUUCAGACACAGACAUUCAAAGGACUAUCCGACCCUUCACCAUGAAGGCUUUAGCUGUUCUGUGUGUAAUGCUAUGCAUUCUUUAUCAAACUAAUGGAAUAAGCAUAAAGGACCACAUGAAAGGGUCCUCACGGAAGGAACGGGACGUUAAUGCCCCAGCACCAAUCAACUGCAAAAUGAGCGCUUGGUCCGAAUGGACUCCCUGUGACCCAUGCACUAAUACCACGUAUCGCUCUAGGGGUGUUGAGACAUUUGGGCAGUUUAAAGGAUUAAGGUGCAUAGAACCCAUUGGAGAUCGCAGACCCUGUAAAUCUUCUGCUGUGUGUCGUAUGGACCCUCCACCUGUCUGCAAAAGUUCUCAAUGGCAGUGUGAAUCAGGGGUGUGUAUAAACAAAAAUCUGAAGUGUAAUGGAGAUUACGACUGCGGCGAGUCUGAUACGUCCGAUGAGGAUGACUGUGAGGUCACCAGGCCACCUUGUGGCAAGUCACUUGUAGUUGAGUCCUACAUAGCCAUGCAGGCUGGAUAUGGAAUAAAUAUUCUGGGAUCUGGACCUCGAAUGAAUCCCUUCAAUAACAAAGUCUACAAUGGCCAAUGUAAUCGCGUCAGGGAGCCAUCUACAUUGGAAUAUAACAGAAUACCCUGGAACAUUGGGGUUCUCAACUAUGAGACAAAAGUGGAAGAGACCAUUUCUAGGGAAAUGUAUGAAGACAUUCAUUCUUUAAUAAAAGAGAUAACUUCUGACUCUACAACAACUUUUGACGUGGGCCUAAACUUCAAAUUUACACCCACUGAGCCCUCCAGUCAGCCUGCCGGUUCUGGUGAUGCCGCUAACGGUGGUGCUGAUGCUGCCGCUGCCAGCCCUGACGUUGGUGCUGAUGCUGCCGGCGCUAACGGUGGUGGUGGUGCUGAUGAUGCUGCCAGUCCUGACGGUGGUGCUGAUGCUGUGGGAUCAAAUGGGGGUGCUAAUGCUCCCAGCACUAGCCUAACUGAACUCUCAGGAGGGAUUAAUUAUAACAAUGAAAGAAGAAAUAUGAUCAAACAGAUCUCAGAAAUCACAGAGACGAAGAAAAAGAUCUUCAUGAGAGUGAAGGGCAAAGUGCAACUGGCCACCUACAGGAUGAGGCAGCGAGGAUUGGAGGUUUCUUCAUUGUUCCUUGAUGACGUGGAUGCACUGCCCCACAAAUAUGAGAAGGGACAGUAUUUUGCCUUUAUGGAGGAUUAUGGAACACACUUCACGAAGAAUGGAAGGUCUGGUGGAGAAUAUGAACUUGUUUACGUAAUGAAUCACGAUGCGUUGAAAAAAAAAGAGAGUAUCGAAACCCUGGUGAAGAAAUGUGUUGAGGUUGAUAUAAAAGGCAACUUUCAGCUGGGCGAUCCCAACUUAGGAGGAGGAGGAAAAUAUAAACCAAAAGACUGUGAUGAACUAAUAAACAAGCCCACAGAUGACGGGACCAAAACGGGGGUCGUUGAAAAAGUGCUAAUCUCAGUGAAAGGAGGCAGUACGGGCUCAGCGGCAGCCAUGAGGUCUCAUCUUACUCAAGAGGGACGGCUAGACUAUACUCACUAUAUACAAUGGGCAAAGACCAUCUCUGAUCUUCCUGCUCUCGUUUAUAGUGAUCCUGAACCGAUCUACAACGCAAUCCCUUUGGACUUUCCCGAUGCUCAGCCGAGGCGGGACAAUCUCCGAAGGGCCCUUGAUGAAUACGUAGCUGAGUACAGUGUAUGUAAAUGUCAGCCGUGCCAAAACGGCGGCACUGUUAUCCAGAUCGAUGGAGAAUGUAAAUGCUUGUGCGCAGUAGGGACUGAGGGGGUCGCUUGUCAGACGAUUGAUGGAGAACUAGGAAGAGGUAAGACAUUUGAACAGCUGGGGAACUGGGGCUGCUGGUCUGCCUGGUCUGGAUGCUCUGGAGGACGUCGCACACGCAGGCGUACCUGUAAUACACAGGGUGUCCCAAAUUCAAAUUGCAAAGGGGAUACAAAUAGUGAAGACUACUGCUAAGAAUAUGUCUUUUUGUGCAAAUUAAAUAAAUCCUUGUUAAAAGAAUGCAUUAAACGCUUAUUUUAAACAAUA